Suillus fuscotomentosus is the source of this 2553-nucleotide messenger RNA. RefSeq lists its product as uncharacterized. The transcript is spliced from 7 exons. The record is from RefSeq and is a predicted model, not a curated record. Bases 1 to 2553 code for a protein of 850 amino acids. Lineage: Eukaryota; Fungi; Basidiomycota; Agaricomycetes; Boletales; Suillaceae.
AUGGAAAUUCAUUUGGGGCAUCAGGGAAAGCCUUGUCCAAUACUUGGUGAUAUUCACAAAUGGGAGGAUACCAACGAGCCGAUACAUCAACCGGAAGAGGACCUCCCUACCAUACUCAAACUUCCAUUCUUGAACGGCAAGCAAUGCAUUACUAUUGUUGACAAGUCCAGAGUACAUUCACUCAUGAUACGGUUUUGUCAAUGUCCAAAUGCUUGCACCGCCGACAAGCAAUUAUUUGAGAUGGGCAUGUUUCCGGCAUCGUUCACCCGACCGAAGACUGCCUUUACCUUUCCGGUGCUGGACGGUUUCGCCUUGGACAACUUGGAAUGCGGAACUUCGGCAAUGAAUUACUACAACAAGUUGAGAAGAAUGACGUCAAGUAUAUUUCCGCAUCUAGUCCUGGACCUUUACAGAGAAUUGAUGAGGGUAGCACAGCAAUGGCGACAGCUGAAGCUGUUGAAAUGGAAUGGGUUUGGUUAUGAGCGAAGAAGGCUGACAUCCGGUGAACUCGCUCUCUUUUGCCCGGCUUGCCCGCAGCCCAGCAUCAACUCCCCACUGCCAUCCGAUAGGAGUGCCGAUGAUCCCAGUUGGCUAUAUGCCCGAUUGCUGGUUAUGGACGGCAACUUCAAAGCAGAACACCUUCAUCCCACUCAUCCGGAAGACGAAGUCUGGUUGACUGAUGGCCAGUGCUUCAUGGUUUCCAAAGACCAAUAUAAGGCUCAUCUAGCGGUUGCCAACGACGUUGUUCAACCAUCCGAGUGCAACAAUCACCGAGCCGUAAACCAGGCCAAUGCUUCGCAACACAAACUAGAAGCUACCGGGAUAGGCGGUUGCGCAUGCGCCCGCCACGGCUGUUUUGUGCCUCAUUCCAUUGUGGAUUUUCAAAAGGGCGAAUGGCAAAUGAAUAUGGACUACGCCCUAUGUCACGCAUUAAGCCACCACACGGAUGGGCUCAGUCAAGCUUUCACAUUUUAUGACGUUAAUUGUCAGUAUAACAAGCACUUCCAGCAUCGGGUGAGCGAGAGCCUCUAUUUGAGCCUCCCUUCUGGUAUGGAGAUCAUACCGGGAAUUGGCCUCUGGCAUGUUCAUGGACACCAAGACAAAUGCUAUGUUCGGUACGCAUCAACAUUUAUCACCGGGGCCGCUAGGAUCGACGGAGAAAUCAUGGAGACGUUGUGGGCGCCUCUGAAUAUCAUAUCUCCUGCUGCGAGAGGGAUGUCGACCCCCCAUCAGCAAGAGUGUCUUGAUUACCAGAUGAAUGACUUUAAUUUUAUGAAGAUGAUUCGCGGUUUUCUUUGCCGGAAAUAUAAGGAAGCUAUUAAGGGCAUCACAGAAAGUGCCUCUGCUUUUGACAAGCUCAAUGACACCACCGAUCCUAUCAUGGUUGCAAAAUGGGAGGAACAGGACCGAUAUGCUCAUUCAUGUCGAGUCGCCGAUCCAUCGGCAAUGGAUGUGUUUGAAGUACAGUUAAAGAGGGCACCAACUCGGAAGCAACAGGAGCUAGCUUUACUGUCCUCCCGAGUAGGCCGAUUGGGUGGGAAUCUGCAACGAGGUGCUGCCACAUGGAUUGCAUCUGGCAUUACCAUAGAAGAGGUUCAGAUAGCACUCACUAUGGAUAUUAGGAAGCUCGGCAGACACCCCACAGAGACCCAAACCUUGGAUAUAUGCAGACGUCGGACAAAAUUGCAAAGCCGGAUAGAUGAAUUCACUAUUGUGGCGGCAAUUCAUCUCGGCGAGGGCUUUGAUGUUGAUGAUGACAUUAGAGAUCUCCACUUGGACUUCAUAGAUGACGAUUCAGAAGGUAAUGGAAUUGAUGGCAGUGAUACCGAAUCUGACCCGGAAGCCGAUGGACGUCAGCUGCGGGAUUCAUUCUACCCAGAGAAGAUCGUGAUACCUCUGCCAUCCAAUAUUGGCGUAGCACGCUGUGGGGAGCUGGGAGUUGAACACCUCAUUGGUCAGGAAAUUGCACUUCAGGAAGGUCAGGCCAACGAUGCCUUGCAAGCGAUCAGAAUGCAUCUAGCGGAUAAGGCUGUGCUCUUUCAUACCGCCGUGUGUCCAGCGAAAUCACAAGCCAAAUCAACAAGGGCAUGGACGCAGGUUCAUUCGGUCAAACAGGUCAUCCGACUCAACACAAUGAUUUAUAUGAAAUGUCGGGCACAACUCGGAAACCUGGAAGCUCAUGGCCUGCUUAAUAAGUACCUCCGGAUGGAAAAGAGCCAUCUCAAAACAACUGCUGCCAUGGCGGACCCAAAUGCCCGGGUCAGCAGUGAUUGGAUGAAUGAAUUUUACAGGGUUCAUUGGCUUCGCACGAAAGCAUUACGCGACCGAUGGGUGGAAGAACUCAUUCUGGUUGAACAUGAAAUGGGUUGGACCCUGGAGUUUUUUCUCUUCAAAGCAAGCAUGUGGUUAACAAGGCUCACAUCAAACAGCGAAGCACUACCGGAGGGACACAAGUGUUAUGCGAUUCGGCAGGCCCAUAUGUACCAAGAACUUGCCAAACACGCACAGGCAGGCUUUAUAAAGACAAAUCCAACCUUCCGGCCAAUUUCUUAA